Puma concolor (puma) is the source of this 717-nucleotide messenger RNA. The record is from RefSeq and is a predicted model, not a curated record. Lineage: Eukaryota; Metazoa; Chordata; Mammalia; Carnivora; Felidae.
AUGGGUGUUAAAAAUCAUUUCCGGAAGAGCCGGCCUGCAGAAAAAUUAAUACUUGUCCUGAGCUUGGAAAUCAACAAUUCCAGAACUACCUCUGCCCGGGUUGUGACCCUAACCGCAGGAUGCGACAUGCUGGUGUACCCAGGGCCUGGAGCUGCGGACUCAGGCAGGGGAGCCUGCAUUGGGCCGCCCGACAACGGUGCUAUACUUUUCAAAUUUAGGAGGACCUGCUGCCUGGUCUGGGGGAAGAAGGAGCCUCUAGCUAGCAUUCUAGCUACGGUUUGGUUUCAGAAUCGAAGAGCUAAAUGCAGAAAACAAGAAAAUCAACUCCAUAAAGGUGUUCUCAUAGGGGCUGCCAGCCAGUUUGAAGCUUGUAGAGUUGCACCUUAUGUCAACGUAGGUGCUUUAAGGAUGCCAUUUCAGCAGGAUAGUCAUUGCAACGUGACGCCCUUGUCCUUUCAGGUUCAGGCGCAGCUGCAGCUGGACAGCGCCGUGGCGCACGCGCACCACCACCUGCACCCGCACCUGGCCGCGCACGCGCCCUACAUGAUGUUCCCGGCGCCGCCCUUCGGACUGCCGCUGGCCACGCUGGCCGCUGACUCAGCCUCCGCCGCCUCCGUGGUGGCUGCCGCCGCCGCCGCCAAGACCACCAGCAAGAACUCCAGCAUCGCCGAUCUCAGACUGAAAGCCAAAAAGCAUGCUGCCGCCCUGGGUCUGUGA